GGACAAAUAUUUAAUAUGGCGGCUCAGGCGCUAGCUUAAAAACAAGUUAUUCGAAUGAAGAAAACGGUUUCCAACGGUUUACGGAUUACAUUAUCAUGUUCACGAUCAAACCAAGUAGACUAAGAAAAUGUUUGGAGAUAUCUGAAGAGGAUUUGAGGGAGAUUUGAAUCCAUAUUGUUAAGAGUGACACGUUUAAAUUGUAGCUUUCAUCUACAACUUAAAUUUGAACCUAAAUUUGGGAAAAUAUAAAAUCGGACGAAAUCCACGAAACCUGGAGCAGGAAACAUUCGCAAGUACAGUGAAAAAAGUGAAUUUUCGGUGAUGUCCUGACAGCUUUCAGUUUCAAAAUAAGCAGCUAAACUAUUCCUGUCACCAAGUGACUUGGAACCGUCGACUUACAGCAAGCACAUGCGACUUGAAGUCGACAGUAUGUCGCAUCAUAGUGACGAUGGCCAAGUUGUAACAGGUUCAGAAUCUUUUUGGGAACCAGGCAACUACAAGAAAACAACAAAUUUUAUUUCAGUGCAAGAGCGUGCAAAUAUUGAGAAGGAGUAUGCUAAAAUGUUGAAGAACUGGUCUACAAAAUGGACCAAGCAAAUUGAAAGUGGUCCAGAGUAUGGAACAACGGAAGCAGCGUGGAAAGGUAUAUGCUCUGAAUCAGAGAGAAGAUGCGAACUACACCUCAGGGUAAAAGACAACCUGCUGAACGAAGUAGUGAAUUCUAUCAAGAAUUGGCAAAAAGACAACUAUCACAGAACUAUGAUGCAGUUGAAGGAGAAGAAGGAACUAGAAGAACAGUUUAAGAAAGCUCAGAAACCCUGGAGUAAACUGUAUGAAAAGGUUCAGAAAACCAGAACAGACUAUCAUACAGCAUGUAAGAAUGAGAAAACAGCGUUAAACCAAGAGAGAAAUGCAAACUCCGACAGCUCAUUAUCACAGGACCAGAUCCGGAAACUGCAGGAGAAGGUGUCUAAGUGCGAGGAGAGCGUGAAGAAGACGAAGGAUCAAUAUGAACUGGCGCUCCUAGAUAUUAACAAUUAUAAUUCAAGAUAUAUGGAGGAUAUGACGGAUGUAUUUGAGCGGUGUCAGCGUAAGGAAGCCCAGCGGUUGCAGACCUUUAAAGAAACCUUGUUCUCAAUUCAUAAAUGCUUAAACAUUUCAGAAGAUUCAGCGCUUCCCCAGAUCUACGAUGAAUUCUAUCACACUGUUAGUAAUGCCGAUCACGACAAGGAUCUCCGCUGGUGGUCCAACACACACGGAGUAAACAUGGCGAUGGCCUGGCCGCAGUUUGAGGAGUAUACGGAGGAGUUUAGAGAUAUUGCUCCGAAGGCGAAGAAGAUGACGAAUAUUCCCGACGGAAACAUUACUCUCAUCAACCAGAGAUCGGUCUGCGACGAUCUUCCAGAAUAUAAUGCUGUAAAGAGCAGAAAGAAGGACAUGAAUGGAGCAGCUAAACCUGGAAAUAAUAUUAAUAAUUCAUCUAAUAAUAUUAAUAGAGGAUCCAUCCAAGCUUCGGAUUCAUCCAAGAAUCCCUUUGAAGAUGAUUCAGACGAUAUGGAUUCAGAAAAACAAAAAUCCUUAACUUUCCUAACUUUACCCUUAAGAGAUGAGUUACCCAUUCAAUGGACUCCUACUCCUCCAACUGUCAAGAAAGAAGACGCCAAGGAAUCAACAAUCCUUUCUCCUGAUUCUGAACCCAAGUUGAACCAAAUGAUAAAACCGGAAACUGGAAAUAAUCAGCCUUCAGCGGAAGUUCAAAAGUUACCAUUCCCUCUCCAGUUACUAACUAAUUCUAUAUCUGGUUCGAAGCCCAUUGAAAGCUCCAGCUGUAAGCCUCCCAACAACCCGUCUGGCAACCCGUUUUCCGCUUUAUCUCGUGAGUUAAACGGUUCCAUGGAGCUCUUAUCAAUACAAUCAACAGAAUCCGACAACCAUAAUGGAGGAAAGGAACCAAAUCCAUUCGAUGAAGAAUCCGAGGAAUGGGAUGAUGGAGGGGUUCCUCUAGUGGAUAAUGGGGAACCAGGAGUACCUGUGAAGGCUCUGUAUGAUUAUGAGGCUGCAGAACCUGAUGAGCUCGCCUUUAAAGCUGGUGAUGAGUUUGAGAAGUUGGAAGAUGAGGAUGAGCAGGGUUGGUGUAAAGGAAGAAAGGAUGGUCGGGUUGGACUCUAUCCAGCGAACUACGUAGAACCUAUAGAUUAGUCACAAUCCUACCGCGUAGAAUCAUCAUCAUGACUUUUCACACGUCAGAUUUAGUUUAAACAACUCAACAGAAGAUCCUUUAUCAUUCCGCCAACUAGGAACUGUCCUAGAAAAUUAUUUUUUGAGCGGAUUUUCCUGAUUUUCCUGCAAACUAUCGUUCCUUUUACAACAGUUACGUCGUUCCAUGGCCUUAUCAAACCUAGUGGCCUCACUGCUCCUUGUUCCUUCUUUUAUGUUUCAAUAAAUUCACUACUGUCCGUCUUCCGAGUACACCCAGGCUUAGUGAGUUGUCACCAAUAUGUAAACAAGAAACAGUGAAUUCAAUUUUUCAAAACAUUCCAAUUUUAACAUUCAGAAAGCAGCAUAAGGGCUGUUACGAAUUCUUCGAUAUAAAAUACAUAUUACUGUGUAUAGUGUACAGCAUAAAGCAUAAGUGCAUACUGUGUUCUAUGCAUAGUGUAAACGUUACAUCUAUAAAUUAAUAACAAUACAGAUAGAACACAAGAUGUCGUUCUUUCAAAACAACCCUAAGGCAGAAGUCCAAAGGAGUUACGUGCAUGCCGCGUUGAAUGUCAAGAGAGAGCAUUCGCGUAACUUCUGUGGGUUUCUGCCUCCGGGUUAUUGUGAAAGAAAACCCCGAAAUCUUGAAAAGACGACAUCAAACCUCUAAAUCUUGAAAAGACGACAUCUAGUGUUCUAUCUGUAUUGUUACUAAUCUAUGGUUACACCAUACAGAAAAUACGAUAAUCUAGAAAAUUUGUGAAAAUAUAUCAUUGUGAUAAUUAUAGUAAUGUAGUUAGGGUUAAAGUACGAAUGUUCGAAUAAUCAGUGUUCAGAGUAAAAGGAUUUAAUUUCAUUAAUUAAUGAUUGGGAGCUUUUGUUAAUGAUUUUUUUAUCAUGGAAUGGGAUUAGGAAAAUUGUUGACAUUUAAUGGCUAAAAUGCUUCUUUUCUAAAAGUUACGUUCUUACUCAAAAUCCGAAUUUUAAAAAUAGCGGCUGUGUAUUACACUGUUUCUCUCCAUUUUCCAGAAUGUCCUUCCUACAAUUUUACCGUCAAUUUAUCCACCAUUCAGAUUUUUCGUUUUGCCGUUUUCAGAUUAUCCAUUCAUAGUUCACUUAAUAUUUAUUCCAAGUGCUGUUGAUUAGUUUUCAAAUCACAAAUUACAAAAUCACUUAUUUUAUUUUAUAAAUUUUAUCUAUUACUUAAGCUUUGUAAUGUUGUCCUACUGUUAAUACUUAACUUUUUAAUUCAAUGUUGUUAUAUUUGAUUUGUGAAAUUUUUCACUAGAAUAUACGUUGUACAAUU
Eurytemora carolleeae is the source of this 3505-nucleotide messenger RNA. It is a transcript of the gene Synd, whose product is annotated as protein kinase C and casein kinase II substrate protein 3. Bases 409 to 2199 code for a protein of 596 amino acids. Lineage: Eukaryota; Metazoa; Arthropoda; Copepoda; Calanoida; Temoridae. Gene Ontology annotation, cellular component: endosome; cytoplasm; plasma membrane. The transcript is spliced from 18 exons. The record is from RefSeq and is a predicted model, not a curated record. Gene Ontology annotation, biological process: plasma membrane tubulation; cytoskeleton organization; regulation of endocytosis. Gene Ontology annotation, molecular function: protein binding; phospholipid binding.